Molecule: messenger RNA, 895 nt
Organism: Benincasa hispida (wax gourd)
Lineage: Eukaryota; Viridiplantae; Streptophyta; Magnoliopsida; Cucurbitales; Cucurbitaceae
Source: RefSeq, a predicted model, not a curated record
GAAUCAAAAUUAUUUUCCCUCCGCCCCCAUUCUGAAAACCCUAACUAUAAAAUAAAAGUAUUAUCUUCCAGGUGGGGCGGUAGCAGGUUGAAGGUUCAAGCCAAGUCUCUCAAGCCCUAAUUUCAUUUGCGAAGUCCUGCCAUUUACUCUUCACCAUCAUGUCGAGAAGGAAGACUAGAGAGCCUAAGGAGGAAACUGUCACUCUUGGCCCUGCUGUUCGUGAAGGCGAGCAUGUCUUUGGUGUUGCUCACAUUUUUGCUUCGUUUAACGACACUUUCAUUCAUGUGACCGAUCUGUCUGGUCGGGAAACACUUGUUCGCAUCACUGGUGGUAUGAAGGUGAAAGCUGAUAGAGAUGAAUCGUCGCCUUAUGCUGCCAUGCUUGCUGCACAGGAUGUUUCUCAGAGAUGCAAGGAACUUGGCAUCACUGCUUUACAUAUAAAGCUUCGGGCUACUGGUGGAAAUAAAACCAAAACUCCUGGACCUGGUGCUCAAUCAGCUCUUAGGGCCCUUGCACGUUCGGGAAUGAGGAUUGGUCGUAUGGGUACAUAUUCUUACUUUCAGUAUUUACAAGAAUGGCUAGAUUUUCAAGGAUGUAACUCCGAUCCCUACCGACAGCACUCGAAGAAAGGGUGGCAGGAGAGGAAGAAGACUGUGAUUCAUAGCCAUCUUCAAAAUCGUCGUGUGCUUUUCACCACUCGACUGUUGAGUUCAAUAGUUUUAGGGAAGAUAGCAUAUUCUCAUCUGUUAAUUCUGACAGUCUGAUGUUUUGGUUUCUGGUAUUUAUCAAGAUUGUUUUCGUUUUGAUUUAAAUUAUUCAAGUCAAUAGAGCAUGAUACUUUUUUUUGGCUGCAUUUUACAAUUAAUUAAUGAUUAAUAUUGAUGUGUGGGACUCA